Branchiostoma floridae (Florida lancelet) is the source of this 2456-nucleotide messenger RNA. Its product is annotated as putative ammonium transporter sll1017. Gene Ontology annotation, molecular function: ammonium channel activity. Bases 1 to 2025 code for a protein of 674 amino acids. Gene Ontology annotation, biological process: ammonium transmembrane transport; ammonium homeostasis. Gene Ontology annotation, cellular component: membrane. The transcript is spliced from 10 exons. NCBI's taxonomy places the organism in Eukaryota, Metazoa, Chordata, Leptocardii, Amphioxiformes, Branchiostomatidae. The record is from RefSeq and is a predicted model, not a curated record.
AUGGAGGUCAGCACCGAGAAAAGCAAGGUGAUGAUGAACAGUACGGAUGAGACACAUGCAGUCAUCCUUAUGAACGGGGAACUGCUGGAAGAGUCGUACUAUGAACACGUCACGAACGAGUAUGAACAGGUACGCAGCCUCGUUGGCCCGCAGGAAACACUUCUAGCAACAGUUAAAAGACGUAAACUGCAAUGGUUCGGGCACGUCACCCGACACAACAACCUGGCCAAGACGAUCCUACAAGGAACGGUGGAAGGUGGACGUCGCCGUGGACGGCAGCGAAAAGCUUGGCAGGAUAACAUCGCUGACUGGACGGGCCUCAGCCUAUGGGAGAGGAUAACCCUGGCUAGGGAAAGACGAACCUGGAGGCAACUCUCGAUCUUCAUGUCUACCUUGUCCCCCCAACGACCUGGAGGUCAAGGAACUAGGUCGGCGGAGAGCUGUAUUUCCAUUAUGGCGACACUGGAAACUCUUGACGGGCGGAUGAACGCCACAGAGGCCGCGAUCGCGGAUAUCAACGGCAAGCUAGACGUAUUCGCCGUGAGCUUGAACACACUGCUGGAAAUCCUGUGCGGCUGCCUCAUCAUGACCAUGCAGGGGGGCUUCGCCCUGCUGGAAGUCGGUUCGGUCAAGGUCUCCAACGUCUUCGCCAUCCUGCUCAACAAUGUCAUGGACGUUUGUGUCGGAACUGUAGGCUACUUCUUCUUUGGAUAUGCUGUGGCGUUUGGCCCAACAACCGGCGGAUACAUGGGGACGAACCACUUCGCCCUUACCAAUCUUGAGAGCGAUGAUGCACUGACCUAUGUAUUCUUCCAAUAUUCAUUUGCUGCCACUGCCACGGCUAUCGUGUCUGGGGCCAUGGUUGGUCGCACCUCGUACCAUGGGUACCUGAUCUACUCUUUCGUCAUCACCGGCUUUGUGUACCCAACUGUUGUUCAUUGGGCAUGGAGUGACUAUGGCUGGCUCAACUCUGAUUUGUAUGGUCUUACCUUCCAGGACUUUUCUGGAAGCGGUGUUGUACAUGCCUGCGGAGGGACAGCUGCCCUAAUGGGGGCCAUGGUAUUGGGUCGCAGAAAGUUGGCUAAGGAAGUUGAAGAUCAUGCCAUCCCUGAGUCUGCUCCAGCUCUGGUCACCUUGGGUUUCUUUAUCCUGAUGGUCGGCUUCCUCGCCUUCAAUGGCAGUACUCAGGGUGCAAUAUCAUCACGUGGAGACUCUGGUGCCAUAGCCCGUACUGUUAUGAACACAGGACUGGCCUGUGCAUCUGGUGGUUUAGCCACCAUUCUGUUUGAGCGGCUGGUUCACAAGAAGAUCAAUGACUACUAUGUGCUGUGCAUCGUAGUGAAUGGAUGCCUAGCAGGCACUGUGGCAGUCUGUGCUUCUGCUAACGUUGUGACUAACUACGGUGCUCUACUCAUCGGAGCUUCGGGCGCCGUUAUUCACUGUUUGUGGUCCAUUAGCCUGCACAAGUUUACUCCAAUUGAGGACCCUAUUGAUACCACUGCAGUGCACCUGGCACCUGGAAUGUGGGGUAUAUUCAUUUGUCCUUUUAUGGACAAGGAGAAGGGUAUCUUCUACUGCGGCUAUGAUGGACAGUCUGCUGCCUGGCAUCAACUAGGAGUCAACAUUGGUGGACUUGUUGCUAUCAUGGCAUAUACUGGAUUGAUCACUUUCUCCAUCUUCAAGAUCCUUGACAAGGCUAAACUGCUGCGGUCCACCCAGGAGAAGUUUGAGCACGCGGAAGCCGUGCGAAUUCACGAGGAACUGCUGGCACAACAGAGUCACCAUGGCUUUUUCAAAGCCAUCAUGGUCCAUCAUGAGCCCGAGCCUGCGCCUAAGAAGAGCGCCUCUUCUGAGAUCUCGAAGAUGGAGUUAUUCUUCCAACAUUCUGACAGUGAAAGUGACCAACAAUCUGGUGGCUCGACUGAAGAUGUCCACGAUGGCCAGCAACCAUCAGGUUCUGUUAUCAAGGCCAGUGCAAGUGACCAGCAACCAUCUGUUGGCUCGACUGACUUUAUCUUCCAUUAAUAAUCUGUUAUGAGGAACAGUGUGGUGUAGACAUUCACCAGCACAGCUAAACAAUCAUAGCAGCUCACUUGCCAUGUUUAACUAAGCAUCUCAUUUAUAUACUGCUCUUUCUCAGACUAGGCCUUUUGCUGAACAUGUCCGAGUGUAAACUAAAUGAAAAUGUCCAGUUGGGAACAUUCACUGUUAUAGCAAAGCACAAAUGAACAAGUUACUGUUUUAAUGUCAUUCCGAAAGUACAGCAUAGAUCAGAUAUACUUUCAUUCUUACUUACUUUUCAUUCUCCUCCAUAGGUCACACAUAUGAUAAAUGUGUAUGAUGACAUUGCUUUUCCCAUAAGCAGCUUUAGUCUAAUGUGUUGCAGAUUUGUAAGGAACCAUUUACGAUUCAUCUCCUACCAUACAAUACAAUACAACUCAGUGCUGCUAAAGUUA